AUAUUUUUUGUUGUUGUAAUUUCCGAAGUAUCACCAACUAUCGUCCCCUUCCUCUGUUCCCAGAACUCGAUCCGCCACAACCUUUCUCUGAACCGUUACUUCCUGAAGGUGGCUCGUAGCCAGGAGGAGCCUGGGAAAGGUAGUUUCUGGCGUGUGGACUCGGCCUCGGAGGGCAAGCUGGUGGAACAAGCCUUCAGGAAGAGACGGCAGAGGGGCGUGGCCUGCUUCCGGACGCCGUUCGGACCGCUCUCAUCCAGGGCCCCAGCCUCCCCCACCCACCAGGGUCUCCUCUCCCCUCCCUCCAGUGGUCUUCAACCAGAGUGUCUCUCCAGAGAGGGGUCUCCUCUGUCUCACGAACACCAUCACCACCACGACCUGGCUCAUAAACUGGCCUCCGUACCAGAGUACAGAUAUACACAGAGCGCCCCAGGUUCUCCAGUACACGGCCAGCCUGUCAUCAUGGCCGCCCCGCCCCACCCCCUGCCCUCGGGGAUGGGUAAACCCCUAACCUUGUUCUCAGGCCCCGGGGCCGCUGGGGGACAGACUCUCCACAUGCUACAGAGCCCCUCCAACACCCUCACCAUGCUCCGUCUGGUCACCACGGCUACGGCCUCCCACUCUCAAACGGGUACAUCCUCACCCCCGGCGGGGGGCAGAGUCAUGGUAUACCGGCGCUGGCCAGCAGGGAGCAGAGGGCGCCAGCGACAGAGAGACACCCAGCAGCAGAAUAGGGAGCGAGUGAUCCAGUCAUUGGAGGGAGCUCAGCAGGGGUCAGAGGGCGUAGCCUAUCUCUGGGGCUGCACCAACUUCCUGUCCGCCCUGUCACUCAGAACGGCAAACACAACCACCGUCGCCACGGCUACCGGCGUCGCCAACGCUUACGCUCUGACCAGUCCUCUCCAGAUCCUGGCAGCCCAGGCCUCCAGCUCCCCCCCAGUCCUGGUGAGCAGACAGCCCAGCGCGGGGCCUGAUGUUGGGCCGGAGGUGCCAGGCGACCCCCAGGCUAAGAGGCCUAAGAUGGAGGAGGACGAGGCGGCUCCUCCCAUUCAGCAGCCGGUCAUCGUGGCUAUGAGUUCUCAGCCACACGACAACAGGAAGUAGAACUGCUGAACUCUAACCCCUGACCUGGUGUCUAGAGGAGGAGGAGGAACCUCUCUGGGUGAACCAUCUCACCAGUCUGACCCCUGGGUCCCGGUGUCUGCUGGUUCGCCCUCUGACCCCUGACCUCAAACCUCCUACUGAUAGCUGUCACGGAACUCUUACUGAAAAGUUAUCCAUGACUGGUAUUGAUUAAUAACUACCAGUGAUCAAUAAGCCUGUCCCUGACCUUUAACCCCUGACGCCAGAUCUCCCUCUGUAGUGCCAUUGGAGACGCAACCCCCCCCCCC
Messenger RNA from Salvelinus sp. IW2-2015, 1388 nucleotides. NCBI's taxonomy places the organism in Eukaryota, Metazoa, Chordata, Actinopteri, Salmoniformes, Salmonidae. The record is from RefSeq and is a predicted model, not a curated record.